Messenger RNA from Cydia fagiglandana, 2232 nucleotides. RefSeq lists its product as uncharacterized. The transcript has 10 exons. Bases 277 to 2232 code for a protein of 651 amino acids. NCBI's taxonomy places the organism in Eukaryota, Metazoa, Arthropoda, Insecta, Lepidoptera, Tortricidae. The record is from RefSeq and is a predicted model, not a curated record.
ACAGUACAGUUUCUACCAUCUGAGUUUCUACCUUUCUACACAACUUGCUGUCGGUUGGUUUGGUUUGUUUGUGGCAAAAUAAUUUCGUUUUGUUUUCAAAUAUUAUGCCAACUUGAACUGCAAUCAGAAAAACAAAAUAUAUCAUAAAAUAAUUGAACACUAACUUAUUGGUAGUGUAGCAGCGACUUUAAUUUGUAAACCAGCCAAACAUUCCACACAUCAUCUCUGUUUUGAAUUAGAAUUUGAUCAAAUGAUCUGAACCAGGAUUCCUGCAGAAUGCCGAUUAGAUGUAUGUAUCUUCAGUGCGAGACGGAGGUGUAUAAAUCUAACAAAUCACUGUUUCGUUUCCCUGCCAAAGAUCCAAAGCGUUUAGAAAAAUGGAUUCAAAACUGUGGUAAUCCCCGCACAGCAAAAUAUUCAAAAGAUGCCUUCAAGAAUAAAUAUAUUUGCAUUGAUCAUUUUGAAAAGAAGUUCAUUAGAAAUGAAGGAGGGCAACGUAAGAGACUGACGAGAGACGCUGUGCCUACUCCUUAUGAAUGGGAUGCGUCGAAGCUGUUCACUGAUCUACCCGCGCCAUCUACAACCGAAGAAUAUCAGACCAGUAGCAGCGGAGGUCGCUAUAGAAAAGUUCCGGUCCACACUGAAGACUUCUGCUUAUUCGAAGACUGCAGCUUGACUGAAGAAGCCUCUGAACCGGAGUUGUCAGCAGACCCGGGGUCAGAUCAUCAGGAGCUCCAGGUGCAGGCGCCCUCGAGGUUCUACAGGAAACAAAUGAAAACAGACAGGGCCACAGAUGUGAAUGAUGUGGAAGUAGUCCAGAGUCACCACCAGUGCGCGGAGUGCCACCAACCGAUGAAAGGGUUCCAGUGGUGGUGCCUCGUGUGCGGCGCGCGGUGCGGCCCGUGCGCGCGCCGCAUGGCGCACCGCCCCCACUUCCUGCUGCGCGCGCCCGCCGGCGCCUCCUACGAGCAGACGCGGGCGGUGAUAGCGGCCGUCCUGCAGCAGCUGCGCGCCGAGGAGCUGCUCGCGCCGCGGGACGUCGUCAGGCACCUCGACCACAACGGGGUAGAGGUGUGCGGUGGCGAGGAGCCGGUGGUGAAGGCGGAGCCGCCGGAGCCGGCCGCCGACCCGCUCCACGACUCUGACGAACACGACUCCGACCGAGACGACCCCGACUACCGGGCCUGUCUGGACGCUCUACGCACGGACACCCUGCCCAACCUGCCGGACCUAGACCAACCCGCGUCAGACCAACAAGACCAUCGCCUGUCGGAUCAAGAGGAGCGAGACCACUGUCAGUCUGACCAAGAAGACCUUCACCGACGCUUAUCUGAUCUAGAAAACCACGACCAUGACUUACCUGACCAAGAAAACUUGGAGCGGUGUUUGUCUGACCAGGAAAACCGCAACCAACAUUCUCCUUACCGAAAAGACCUCGACCGACACUUGCCUGACGUAGAAAAUCUAAGAAAUUCCUCGCCUGAUUUAGACCCGCUUGGACAAACGCAGACGAUCGACACCAUCAGGUCAAAUAAAAAAAUAGACAACCCAGAAAAACACUCGGCAAAUCAAGAUAGUACGGACAAACAUAGACAAUAUAGACGUAAACGUAAACUCGGGUACGACCGACCGGCUUUGAUAGACCAUCAACUCGAUGUCAGUCAAUCGGAUCCACUCGACGAGUCAAUCGAUUACCAACCUUCCAACGACUGCACAUCCAUCAACCUACCAGUUUGUUACACUGAGAAAUGUUUAAGCCUCGAGGACUUCCCGCCCUCGGGUCUCGAUACCUCCGACCAAAGUGAACUAGAUGUGCGAUACUCGGCCAGCAUUCGGUCGAGCAUCAGGUACUCGCCGGACCGGUCCCGCGACCAGCUCGACCAGUGGUUCUCCAUGUCGCAGUCGCACGGACUCUACUUCCCUGAACAAGUCAACAAGGGUGCUGGAGCAAGAGUACCCGAUAAGGUAAGCUGUUCUUUUUAUGGUCGGCAGUCCAGAGCAACGAGCAGAGCCCCCUCCCGCGAGUCGUGCAGCGCACCCACGUCCGGACUCGCGCCGGCGACUGACACCACGCCGGAGACACGUCCACACGCAUACAACAUGCAGCCGAUAUACUCAAGUCUACGCCGGCUCCACACAGAGCCAGCGUACGCGCGAGGCAAUUUCCUCGCGCACAAAGCCUUGCGCGUAUGCUCGGUCUAUCUGGACCCGGCUAUUGUGAAACAUUCGUGA